Molecule: messenger RNA, 4699 nt
Organism: Crotalus tigris (Tiger rattlesnake)
Lineage: Eukaryota; Metazoa; Chordata; Lepidosauria; Squamata; Viperidae
Gene: SPATS2
Product: spermatogenesis associated serine rich 2
Exons: 13
Coding region: 546-2213 (555 amino acids)
Cellular component (GO): cytoplasm
Molecular function (GO): protein binding
Source: RefSeq, a predicted model, not a curated record
GAGGGGGGGGGAAGGAGAGAAAAGGUGGGAGUGAACUCGGUUCUCCGUUGCUCCUAUUGGCCGGCGCUCCGCCGAAGAGAAAUACCUUUCUUAUUGGCUGAAGGAAAGAGGGCGCCUGUGUCCGGUUGGCUGUUGGGCUCGCGCAGCCUUCGACGAUUUUGCUCUCUCGGUCUCUCCCUUACGGGUGGGCGGGGCUCACUUUCCCCGGCGCUUGGCGGCGGCGGCCUGAGGUGAGGACGUGAAAGUGGAGUGGCUGAGGUUUGAUGAGGUUUUCCGCCGAGAAUCUGUAAAACAGCAACAUGAACUGCUGUGUGGGUGCUUCCUGAUGGAAGAUUGGUGCUAAAAGAAAGACUCUACAGUCUUCAGCUAGCAGGAUUUUGACAAUUCUCCAGUUGCCUUGGGAGCUGGGGAGGUUGCUGUCUCUGAGCAGAUAUUUGCCAUUUCCUGCCUGGAUGCAAAGCAGUACUUGAAUCACAUCUGCUACUUUCAUACUUGAGGAACCAUAUUUUUUGCUGUGUAACAGACAUUAAAUAAGACAAGCUAUUAUGUCUAAGAAGCAAAACCAAAAAGAUUUGUCAGGAUUCAUAUUUGAUGUGCAGUCAAAUACUGUAAUGGCCCAAGGAGGUACCUUUGAAAAUAUGAAAGAGAAGAUUAGUGCCGUGAGAGCGAUAGUCCCUAACCGCAGCAACAAUGAGAUUAUCCUAGUGCUGCAACACUUUGAUAAUUGUGUAGAUCGAACUGUACAGGCUUUCAUGGAAGGUAGUGCUGCUGCAGUGUUGAAAGAAUGGACGGUAACGGGCAAGAAAAAGAACAAAAAGAAGAAGACCAAAUCAAAAACCCCUGCAGAAUCGAGUGUCAAUGUUCCUGAUUCCAGCAAGCCAGCGGCCCCUGAAGAAGAACAGUCUGCCGUUUCAUCAGAGAAGGGCGGGAUUAACGGUUACCAUGUCAAUGGUUCGGCCAAUGACACAGAGUCUGUGGACUCACUCAGUGAAGGCUUGGAGACACUUUCCAUUGAUGCAAGAGAGUUAGAGGAGAGUGAGUCUGCUAUGCCUGAGGCUCCUGAUGGGACAGCAUUGUUACAGUUUGAAAAUGGAAUAACCAACUUGAGUCCAAAAUCUGCAAGCACGCGGUCUUCCCAGAAUACCCAGCCCCUCAGAGUGCAACCUGAAUUGAGAAACGCUGGCAAGUCACUUUCCAGACCUGCUUCCAGCACCCAAUCUCCAGCUCUUUCAUCCCUAACAAUGCUGGAUGAGGUCCCUGUGCCCCCUGGAAACAAAAAACUAGGUUCCAAUAUUGAAAAAUCGGUAAAAGACCUCCAGCGAUGCACCGUGUCACUGUCCCGGUAUCGGGUUGUGGUUAAAGAAGAGAUGGAUGCUUCUAUUAAGAAAAUGAAGCAGGUCUUUGCAGAGCUGCAGAGUUGCCUCAUGGAUCGAGAAGUAGCCCUACUUGGUGAAAUGGACAAAGUAAAAGCAGAAGCAAUGGAAAUCCUAAUCAGCCGCCAAAAGAAGGCAGGGGCACUGAAGAAACUAACCGAUGUAGCAGUCCGAAUGUCAGAAGAACAGCUGGUAGAACUUAGAGCGGAUAUAAAGCACUUUGUUAGUGAGCGCAAAUACGAUGAAGAUCUCGGCAGGGUGGCUCGCUUCACUUGUGACUUGGAUUCCCUAAAGAAAAGCAUUGAAUCCUUUGGACAAGUUUCACAUCCAAAGAACAGUUAUUCAACCAGAUCACGGUGUAGCUCUAUUUCCUCCACAGCGGUGAGCAGUCCGGAUAAGUCCGCUACCACAGUGUGUGCCUCUAUCUCUUCUCCUAGCCUCAUAAUGGCCAAUAAGAAACCAUCAUCCCCUAUAGAAACCUCCACAAAUGCAACAAGCCGCCCAUCUCAGUCCCAUCGGGAGGGGUUCCAGGGAAAUAGAAGGUCUGGUCAAGGUUACCGGUCCCAAGGACAACGCCAAAAUGGCUCAUCGCAUCUCAAUUCAAAUCGCUAUAGAAAUGGGUCUUGGUACCAGUCCAACUACAAAUCCCGACCACCCUCCGGAAACUCAAACAACCUCAACCAGACUUGCCCCACCGGAAUCAAUGGAACUGGGCCUGGUCCUGAGCCAGGCCCACCAGCCCCGUCCCUACAGACACAUUUGGUCCCACUCAGCCCAGAAGCCAAGGCUCUGCCACAGAGGAAACCUAGAUCAAGCCAAUACGAGGCAUCCAGUUCCUGAGGACCGCAAACUCGGCCACUUUCCAAAAUUGAAGAACAAGAUUGCGGGACACACUUAGCUAGAGAUAUUAAUGAGAAAGGAAAUUUACACUUUGCUAUCCCUGUGCUGUCUCUUUUUCCCAAUCAUUCCAUUCCGGGAAAGCAGUUUCUUCGCAUUUCUCUUGCCCCUGCUUCCUACAGUGUGAAAUGGGUCAGAUUUUAAUCGGAAGACAUAUUCUUGCUGUUCAGGAGUGGCUUGGCACACCUUACUGAUGCCCCUCCUUAUGUCCAACAGCUCCUUUUAACAUUAGAGCCUUUUUAAAAUAUUGGCAGGUCUGUAUCCUAAAAGUGGGGUGGGGGUGGGGGGGGAAUGCCUUCCAGUAGUUCUAAUCCAAAACUUUCUGAUCCCUGCUCCGACCAGAGUGCCAGUAGCAGGCCUUAUUUUUAACAGCAAAAGGUAUUCAUGCUGACAGUGAAACAGGUUGCUGUGCAUUGUGGGUUCAGGAUGAGAAAUUUGAAGAGGGAAAUCUGCAAGAGAUUGCUGAAAUACUAUAUUCUUUUUUUGAAACUUAUCCUUAAAGUCUACACUUGGGAAUACUGGGGAAUAUCUCUUUCCGUAGUGGGUGAGCAAGUUCCAUUCUUUCCGAGAGAAUUAACAUUCUGUCUAUAUGUCAUGUAUAAAUUUAGAUAUUCCCUGGUUUUAAUGUUUGGUGUGGGAUGGGAGGUUUCAUUUUUUUUCACUUCCCGGCCAAAAUCCCAUUAUCUGAUUCUAAACUAAAUUUCUAGCAAUUUAUUAGUAAUGCUAAGCCUAAAUGAUCGCAAGUAAAAGCAACAAUUGCUACAGUCUCUCUAUCCUUGUAUAAAUAAAAGCAACGUACAUGUUUAAAAGAUAGUAGCCUUCACUUUGUGCCAUUUCUUCUCUUUAAAAAGAGUUCAUAGAAAAUGGGUUUCCUACAGAAGUGGGUUAGAUUAAUUUAGGAUUAGUUUAAUUUCAAAGAACAAAAAAAAAUGUCUGGACUAUUUUGAGUAUAGUUAGUUUGGGUAUCUAGUUUGCUGCUGCAGCUGAUAAAUGAGGUAGGAAAAAUAAUAAGACCUUUAGCGAUAACAGUAGAUAAUUCAGAAUGUUCAAUUUGGGCUUCAGGCUUGGACUCACAAGAGUAAAGGAAAAAAAGGGGGGGGGAUCAGUCUUUGGAAAAAUAAUGGAUCUCAAAAUAUUUUGUGUAGGAUGGUAAGAGUGUUUAAGAAACUUCAAAGAAUCUGAGCAUUGCACACACAGUCAUGCUAUGUGAUAGCACCUAUAUUGCAGAUAACUGAAAAUGGUGAUUUGCUUGAGACUAGUCAAUCACUUUAUUGCAGAAGUGAAGUUCAGAUCAGUUUCUUAGCACACUAUUUAUAUUAAUACAAGUGGAGUACCAAAAUACUAAAUCAUAAAGAAUGAUUAGAAUGUUUUACUGUGAUUGGUCCUAGAUGAUAGUAGGCAGUAAUAAAUGGUUAAUUUAAAAGCAUAUAGUAGAAGUAUUCCGGUUAAUAAAACCUUUUCUCAGUAAAGAUUUGCCUAAGGUACAAUUUCUCAAAUCUGAUACUAAGUUAUGGAAAUGAAUAGUCAAAGCAUCUGAGUCAGUGUUUCUCAACCUUGACAAUUUUAAGGCAUGUGGACUUCAACUCCCAGAAUUCUACAGCCAGCAUUGCUGGCUGUGGAAUUCUGGGAGUUGAAGUCCACAUGUCUUAAAAUUGUCAAGGUUGAGAAACACUGAAGUGAUCAUCCAGAAGACUUGAUGUCUGGCAAAAAAAAAUCUGUGCAUGGCCAAAGCCUCGGCAGUAGGAAAACAAGUGAGAUUCACACUCAUCUUUCUAUUUUGCAUUGAAACUAACUUGAAUCUGGUUACUGAAUAUCAGCCUGAGAUCGUUUAGGCAUAAGUUAGAGAUACAAUUAUAGAACUGAGCUUUAAAUUAGGAAGCUUUUCAACCAGCCUUAAAAAAAAAGACAAAAUUGGUUUGAAAAGGAAAAUUGGAGAAGUACAGUUAAGAUUUCAGAAACAAUUGCAGUAAUGGCUGUAUGUGUUACUACCUCAGAUGAUAACUACCAAGAACCAGAAAGCCCUUACUGUCACAUUUAAUAUUUUAAAGUAUUUCCCUCUCCCAACUCCAUGUGUAUGCCUGAAUGGAUUGUAAUGUCUUCACUGGCUGUUGCAUCAAGCCCUAAAAGUCUUUUCCUUUUGAAAUUUCAGCUAGCAAAAGGCCAUCCUGUGGCUAAGACGAGGCAUAUGAAGAUGAAUCAUAAAUUCACUAUGGGAGUCACUAUGGUUAUUGUGCGGCUGGAAGCUUUUCUCAAGCCUUUUAUACAACCUAAACAUGAAGACAAUAACCAAUCUACCUGAUCAAUGUAUUUAGGUUUGCUGAAAUAAAAUAUAUGAACUAAUUUGGGUAACUGAAGUACGUUAUUGAUGUGUAAUAUUAUUCACAAUGAUGCAAUUUUAUCUUCUCAUAUCAAUAAAGGCAUUUUCUUCA